Messenger RNA from Xiphophorus maculatus (southern platyfish), 999 nucleotides. RefSeq names its product C-C chemokine receptor type 8-like. The transcript has a single exon. Lineage: Eukaryota; Metazoa; Chordata; Actinopteri; Cyprinodontiformes; Poeciliidae. Gene Ontology annotation, biological process: G protein-coupled receptor signaling pathway; immune response. The record is from RefSeq and is a predicted model, not a curated record. Gene Ontology annotation, cellular component: membrane. Gene Ontology annotation, molecular function: G protein-coupled receptor activity. Bases 49 to 999 code for a protein of 316 amino acids.
AGAGAAGAAGCCGUGGCUCACAGCACAUCGUUCCCAGCACAACUCAAGAUGGAUGAAUCAAACUUCACUGGGAUCAGUUCUAACAUCUCUUCCCCUGGAUUACCUCAGCCCUCUUGGAAUCAACGCGGUCUGAUCCCUGCAGUAGUGCUAUCUUUCUGCUUUCUACUUGGAGUUCCUGGAAACAUUGCUGUGAUUAUACUCAAGCCUAACUGGGAACAUCUGUCCAGUAUGAGCCAGAGUUUAAUGCUAUAUCUGACCAUUUCUGAUCUGAUUUGCCUGCUUACCCUUCCACUGUGGAUUUACAACUUAGUCCUUGGGUGGACAUUCGGCCUUGUAGCCUGCAAAGCUCUAGCAUACCUUGUGUACUGUACAGUUUAUAGCAGCCAGUUGACUGUGACUGCGUUGAGCAUCCAGCGCUACCUUAUUGUUGUGCGUGGACGGCAGUGCCAUGUACAAAAAGGUACGCUGUUGGUUCUGCUUUGGCUGGCAGCUGUUACUUUGUGCAUCCAUGCUGUGGUGACUGUACAACUAACGAAAGAUGGCCAAUGGAUCCGUUGCCUACCUCAUUAUUCUUCUGAGACAGAGUGGGUGGCUGUGCUGGUAAUUGAGAACCUGUAUGGACUUGUUACAUUUUCACUUGUCGCAUUUUCAUAUGUAUGCCUCCACAAGAAGGUUAACCGGGCAGCCUUUUUCAACAAUCCACAGACAACCAGGCUGGUUAUUAGUAUCAUUGCAAGCAAUUUUAUUCUGUUUGCUCCAGUUCAUGUGGUCAAUGUGCUGGGCGUGUUGGCGAUAAGUCUUAAAAACAAGAAGCUACUGAAGUUUUGUGCAGACAGUUGGAGUGUAGCCAAGUCCUUUACAUUUAUAAAUAGUUCCCUAAAUCCACUCUUGUAUGCUUUUAUUUCUACUAAAUUAUGUCGUCUUUGCCCAAAGGACUCUCCGCAUCCAGAUGAGGGAACUCCUCAAACACCUGACAUUGCUACAAUUGCAGAACUAUGA